AUGGUGAAGGAAACUGAGUAUUAUGACACAUUGGGAGUCAAUCCUGAAGCAUCUGCAUCUGAUAUUAAAAAGGCUUACUACCUCAAAGCGAGGAUAGUUCACCCUGACAAAAAUCCAGGGGAUCCAAAAGCAGCUCAUAAUUUCCAGGUGCUUGGAGAGGCUUACCAGGUUCUAAGCGAUCCUCAAAAGCGUGAAGCAUAUGACAAAAAUGGAAAAGAAGGACUAAAACAGGAGACAAUGGUGGAUCCUUCGGCUGUUUUUGGUAUGGUAUUUGGUAGUGAUUUAUUCGAGGAUUAUAUCGGGGAGCUUUAUAUGGCUUCUAUACAGACUGUAGAGCUUGAAGAAGAGUCAAAGGUUCCUGAAGUUCGCAGACAAAAAAUUCAGGAGAGGAUGAAGGCAUUACAAAAGGAGAGAGAAUCUAAGCUCAUAGCAAAUCUUAAAGAUCGCCUUCGACUAUUUGUUGAAGGCAAAACAACGGAGUUUGUUGAUUGGGCCACAUCGGAAGCUCAACGUCUUUCACCCGCAACUUUUGGUGAGGCUAUGCUACAUACAGUUGGCUACAUCUACACAAGGCAGGCUGCAAAAGAACUUGGAAAAGAUAGAAGGUAUAUGAGUGUCCCAUUUUUUGCGGAAUGGGUUAGGGACAAAGGACACCAGAUUAAAUCACAAGUUUCAGCCGCUUCAGGCGCUGUUCAAUUAAUUCAUACAGUUGAAGAGCUGAAGAAGUUGAACGAAUCAAAAGCCAAAGAAGAGGAGAUAAUAAAAGUUAUUGAAAGUAAAAAAGAUGCAAUGUUUAAUUCCUUGUGGCAGCUUAAUGUUGUAGAUAUUGAAACAACAUUGUCCCAUGUUUGUCAAGCUGUGCUUAGAGAUUCUAGUGUUUCAAAAGAUAUUUUAAAACAAAGGGCUAGAGGAAUGAAGAAGCUUGGAACAAUAUUUCAAGGAGCAAAGUCGAAUUACAGAAGAGAUAACAGUUUGCGCCAAGAAAGCACCGUGCAAAAAACAGCUGCUUCUUCAUCUUCUUCAUCCAAAUAAUUUCAGAUGUCGACUAUUUAUAUUCAUUUAACAUUAUGUACUGUAUUAUAUUAAUAUUAAUAUUCUAAAAAAUGACGCAUGUUUUUAUUUAAUGACAAAUUACC
Messenger RNA from Lactuca sativa (garden lettuce), 1136 nucleotides. Its product is annotated as DNAJ heat shock N-terminal domain-containing protein. Lineage: Eukaryota; Viridiplantae; Streptophyta; Magnoliopsida; Asterales; Asteraceae. The record is from RefSeq and is a predicted model, not a curated record.